AUGGCUGUCAAGGUUGGAAUUCCUAAGGACGUUGCUGCCGUCGCCGCCCCUCAGGUUGGCGGUGUCCGACUUUUCGGCAAGUGGGACGCCCAGGAGGUCGAGGUUAAGGACAUCUCGCUCACCGACUACAUUGCUCUGCGCAAUGCCGUCUACACUCCCCACACUGCUGGCCGUUACCAGAACAAGGCCUUCAAGAAGGCCCAGACCCCCAUCGUGGAGCGUCUUGUCAACUCGCUCAUGAUGCACGGCCGCAACAACGGCAAGAAGCUCAUGGCUGUUCGCAUUGUCGCCCACGCUUUCGAGAUCAUCAACCUGCUUACCGACGCCAACCCUAUCCAGAUCCUCGUUGACGCCAUCAUCAACACUGGUCCUCGUGAAGACUCGACCCGUAUCGGCUCGGCUGGUACUGUCCGUCGCCAGGCCGUCGAUGUUUCGCCUCUCCGACGUGUUAACACCGCCAUCACUCUCCUGACCACCGGUACCCGAGAGUCGGCCUUCCGCAACGUCAAGUCGAUCGCCGAGUGCCUCGCUGACGAGCUCAUCAACGCUGCCAAGGGCUCGUCCAACUCGUACGCCAUCAAGAAGCGUGACGAGAUGGAGCGUGUUGCCCGAUCCAACCGUUAA
Molecule: messenger RNA, 624 nt
Organism: Mycosarcoma maydis (corn smut)
Lineage: Eukaryota; Fungi; Basidiomycota; Ustilaginomycetes; Ustilaginales
Product: 40S ribosomal protein uS7
Exons: 3
Coding region: 1-624 (207 amino acids)
Biological process (GO): translation; ribosomal small subunit assembly
Cellular component (GO): cytosolic small ribosomal subunit; ribosome
Molecular function (GO): structural constituent of ribosome; mRNA binding; rRNA binding
Source: RefSeq, a predicted model, not a curated record